AUGGUCAUCCGUGUGUUCAUCGCCUCCUCCUCUGGCUUCGUGGCGAUAAAGAAGAAGCAGCAAGAUGUGGUUAGAUUCCUGGAAGCCAACAAGAUAGAGUUUGAGGAGGUGGACAUCACGAUGUCGGAAGAACAGAGGCAGUGGAUGUACAAGAACGUGCCCCCAGAAAAGAAGCCCGCUCAGGGCAACCCGUUGCCGCCGCAGAUAUUUAAUGGUGACCGGUACUGCGGAGAUUAUGACAGUUUCUUUGAAUCAAAGGAAAGCAACACAGUCUUUUCAUUCUUAGGCCUGAAAUCACGGUUGGCAUCAAAGGCAGAACCUUAG
This is a messenger RNA of Pipistrellus nathusii (Nathusius's pipistrelle), 324 nucleotides long. The record is from the annotation of a GenBank genome assembly. Lineage: Eukaryota; Metazoa; Chordata; Mammalia; Chiroptera; Vespertilionidae.